Messenger RNA from Linum trigynum, 2601 nucleotides. Lineage: Eukaryota; Viridiplantae; Streptophyta; Magnoliopsida; Malpighiales; Linaceae. The record is from the annotation of a GenBank genome assembly.
GGUACCCAACAUUCAAGUUAUCAAUUAAGAGUUUUUACUCGUGUUCCUUUGUGAACGUUUGUGCAAACUUCUGUCGAGAGUCUCCAGGAGUUUCACGUGUCUCUUAUCAACUAGAGAACGCGUCUAGUUGUGGCGAGCUUCUACCCAAUAGCAAUUGGCCUUAUUCACGAGUGGGUGAUUGUUUGAUUGGUUUCAUAUACCAAUUGGCCUUUCACACGAGUUGGAAUCUGUUUGAUCGUGUUCCAUAUCUAUCCUUUAUUUUCAAAUUGUCAAGAAAAGCUUCAAAAAUUCUGUCUAAAGAAGGAAGGCUGCAUACUUUGGUCAUAUAAUCCGAGUUCGAGGGUUCUCUUCAGAUUCAACGAUAUAAGGAUCAAUUGGGAGCAUUCUUGAUGGAUAAAAUGAGAUCACUUGUAUUGAAGCCUUUAUCUCUCAAUGAAAUCUAUGAGGAUCAACUUCAAAUGCAACAGAAUUUGAAGGAGAAAGAGUUUCAAGCCAAAGUAGAAGAGGAAGUCAAAGAAGACGUGGAAGAGAAAGAAAAGGUUCUUAUUGAUGGACUUGCUAUAGACACUUGUGAAGAGGAUUCACAAGCUUUGAUUUCAUCUUGAGAAGAACCAAAACUUGAAGUAGAGGAGAAAGUCGAAGAAGAAGCAGGAGAAGUAAAAGGAGAUAUUCUUAUUGAUGUUGAAGAUUUGAGUGCGCAAGAAGUUGAUCAAUUUAAUGAGAAACCAGAAUUCAAAGGAGGAUAUCAAUGCUUGGUAAUUAUGGAACAUUUACCAAUAGUUUCCGAGUAUGCUCAUAUUGAUUUUGUGAUUGGUAAUACAAUUUCUGAAAAGGCAACCCGCUUGGAGAAUCGACAAGAAAUUCAGCACUCUGUAGAGAGCUUUCAUCACAAUGGUGUCUUUACAACUCGUGGUCGAGUUGUCUUCAAGAAGGGGGCAAUAAUAUGAUCCUCGCCAAUGCAAUUUCGUUGGAAGAGCAAGAAGAACGGAGCUGAUCAAGGAUCAAGAUUCUAUAAAGAUUCGAGGUCGAAUCUUCUUCAAGAGAGAGGGAAGGAUGCAAUAUCGACAAGGAAGAUAUUUAAUUCCCGUGGUCCAAAAAUGAAGCUUCGAAUUCAACGAUAUAAGGAUCAAUUGGGAGCAUUCUUGAUGGAUAAAAUUAGAUCACUUGUGUCGUACAAGACGUGAGAUGCAUAGAAGAUAUUAUGCAUGAUGUAAUUAGGUGAUUAAAUUAUUGUUGGAUGGAUUUUUGGAUGGUCACGUGAAAAGAAAAGCAAUCUGUUUGCUUUAAUUAAUCUCCAAUUGAUCAAGAAAGGAAUGUGUCUGUGCAAGCUCUCGUGAAGAUGGAAGGAUUAAUUGGUGGGCAAGAUUUUCAAUUCCGCCAAAGAGAAGGUUUCCGCAAAGGACAAUAAGAGAAGGACGUCCGCAGCAGCAAAGGGAACGGAGACGUGAAGAUGCGGUGCAAUUUCGGUUUGUUAGAGUUAUUUAGUAGGUUUAUUAUUUAUUUAACUAGUAUUAUGUUUCCUAGUUAGUUUGGGAUUUGUUUUCCUAUUCCUUUUAGGUUAGAUUUAUGAUUUUGAGACCUCUAUAAAUAGAGGAUGUAAGACCUACGAAUUUUGUACCCAACAUUCAAGUUAUCAAUUAAGAGUUUUUACUCGUGUUCCUUUGUGAACGUUUGUGCAAGCUUCUGUCGAGAGUCUCCAGGAGUUUCACGUGUCUCUUAUCAACUAGAGAACGCGUCUAGUUGUGGCGAGCUUCUACCCAAUAGCGAUUGGCCUUAUUCACGAGUGGGUGAUUGUUUGAUUGGUUUCAUAUACCAAUUGGCCUUUCACACGAGUUGGAAUCUGUUUGAUCGUGUUCCAUAUCUAUCCUUUAUUUUCAAGUUGACAAGAAAAGCAUCGAAAAUUCCGUAAAAAGAAGGAAGGCUGCGUACUUUGGACAUAUAAUCCGAGUUCGAGGGUUCUCUUCGGAUUUGGAUCAUAUCACUUAGGGUUAUGCUUAACUUUCCAGAUGCAUUGAACUUCAUUGGAUGUUCCUAACCCAAGUUUUUCCAUAGUGUAGAACUUCAGACAUCAAUACUGUAUCUUAUGUACCUUAUUUUACAAUGGAAUUGUGCAGAAAUGUCUUGUAAUACGAGGGAUAGCAUGUGACGAGAGUAUUUCUAGGCUAGUGAGGUUUUAUCUUUCACCUGUUCAAAGAUGGCAAGUGGUGAUGUCGAAAAUGGCAUGGUGAAUCCUUUGUGACCUGAAAACGAGCUCGCAUAGUGAUAUAUAUUAGUGAUGGUUUGCUGCAGGUUUAGAAUCGUUGGCUGUUCAAAUUUCAAAGUACAUGGUUGUGGCUGGAAGAGCUUGCGGAGGGCACUAGGAUUUUGUUGACGUGUCGUGUUUCCAAGGGCUGAUGAUUUCAGUAGCCUGGUCUUGAUUGGGUGUUCCCAACACAAGCUGCUUUAUAUAAUGCACUCAUCCACCACCAAAAUCAACCUAGUUCAUUUGAUAUCACUAUGCCAACAAUUGUAUUUUUUUCGUUCUACUUAUAGAGAAUGUAAGGAAGCAGAAGUGGUUGAGUACCAUAUAUGGGUUUCUCCCAAUAACUUGAGUUACUGGGA